UCUUAUUAAUUUUUAAUGGAAAAUGGCUGCGUUUCUUAUCCAAACCGCUGGAGCUGCCAGAUAAAAAAAGAACCUGUCCGGCCGAACCGUGUCGCGUCUCGUCGCCGUUCCCGGGCCGAAACAAACCGAUGUGGUGACCGCAUACGACCGAGCCGACGUCCGGUGGAGCGAAAAUAUCCGUGGAAAUGGACCGACUCGCGCUUUGAAGGGAUGAAAGAUCAUUUUUCUCCUUAACCCUUUCUGCUCCGACAUCCGCCGAACAAUCGAGCAGAAGAUGAUGCGUCAGGUGACCAGCAGCGACUUCUGCAUGAACAGCAGGCCGUCGUGCCUCGCAGAGGACGGCCACCACCCCGCCUCCCACUUCGACCUGUGCACCUCACAGGCCAGCAAGUUCUACCCUCCUCCCCCUCCGUCGUCCCUCCAGAUGACGCUGGCCCCCAUGGCUUUACCCACCCAGAGCCACAAGCCCAUGGUGUGCCAGAGACAGGAAGUCCUCGGGGGCGACCCCCGCUCGCCUGGGAAAAUAGCAGGAGUAAAAGGCAGCGAUCAAGCGCGGGACGACGGCAAGAAGAAGAGCAAGUCUGUGGGGAAGACGGGUCGGCGCGGGAGGCCUCUGGGAACCACCAAGCUAGCCGGAUACAGAACCAGCACGGGGCGACCCCUCGGCACCACCAGAGCCGCCGGGUUCAAGACGAGCCCUGGACGGCCGCUGGGUACGACCAGAGCAGCGGGGUAUAAGGUCAGCCCCGGACGGCCUCCUGGCAGCAUCAAAGGCCUGUCGCGCCUCAACAAACUGGCUUACAGUAGCACCUGCAGCGGAGCGGCUUUCCCCUAUCCGCUACCACACAAAGAAAUCCUCUGUGAACCUUCCUGCAAAGAGAAGACAGCUAACGAGUAACGGCUCCACCCUGUUUCUACUUCACCCGUCAUCGCUGGAACAAGAGACGCACAUGCACAGGCUUCCCGCCACAUACUGGGGACGAUUGUAAACUUUCCCAGUCUGCUGUGACGCUGAGAGGAGGAGAUUUUCUAUUAUUCGUGUUGGUGUCAUUUGUGUGCCUGCCACCUGAUAAUAUUACUGUUAGUUUUUCAGUGCUACUGCUGGAGAUCUAUAGUGUGUGAAAGGUUUCACUACACUACAUUUGUUGUGUCUGUUUUCUUGGGAAAAAAAAGAAAAAAAACAGAUGUUCUUUGAGGAAAAGGCUUUUAUCUAACAACCAUAGUGGUAGCUUAAUUUUUAAUGUGCUAUAUGUAGCAUUUUAACACCAACCAACGAUGGAACGGUUCAUUUUAAUAAUACUGUUUACUGUAUAAUUACUGUAAACAAAUGAGACCAUUGCUGAGAAGUCAGAAAUCUGCUGAGCUGCUACAAAACAAGGACAAACUUUUAAAUGUUCUCAUACUACAGUUUUAUACAGCUAAUAUUGUUGGAUUUUUCCUCUUGCUGUUUAAACAAACACAGCAAACAAAAAGGACAGAUGAGAAGGAGAACGGUUGUAGGGAAUAGAAAUUCAGAGGAAUGCUUGGUGGUCAAGUGCUUUGCUCAGUGGCACUAUAAAGAUACACAACCAGAUAUUUGUCCAGGCUAACAGCACCCCAGAGCUGAAAUCUAAACCCAAUUAAAACGUGUUACUCUCCAUUCUCUAAAUGUCACCUCACAAAACGUCUACAUAUUACUUGCAUGCAAAUGUCAUCAAAACGACUCGACUUGCAGAUUGUUGUUCGACAUAACGCCGUUAUCCAAGUCUGAACUAAAGUUCUGUUUGUAAUGUAAUGUUUUUCACAGAAAGUACAUAGAAAGCAAAAAAAAAAAAAAAACUCAGCCCACCUCCCACUUUGCUUACAGCCUGCUAAAUGUUGACUAGCGUGGACUGUGGUCGCCUUGUUGCUCGAUCAGAUACAGAAGUUUCUCUAUGCUGCUCGGUACUGGAUCACUCUUCAGGACGGUAAAAUCUGAGGUAGCUCAUCUUGAUCGCCAGAUAGUUUAACCGCUUACUCACUCAUUCAUGGUUUCUCUACGACUGACUUCGUCGGCUCGUUUAGGGCUUCAAAUUAUUGAUCCUGAUCCGUGUUUUGGUGCAAAUACCUAAAUUAUACAUUUUAUAAAACACUUUUUCUACACAGCCUCCAUGUUUCAUUUUGUCUCACCUUAAAGUAGCAAAGGAGGAAUUUUCUUCAGUAAAAUGUAUUUAAAUCAAUUUGGUUUUCAAAAAGUACUGUAAAUUUACUCCCAUUCUCAACACUUAAUCCUCUCCUGCUGUUGCACUGAACCUUUCUUUUGUGGCUAUUAUCAAAUUUGACCAAAAUGUGUAAUUAUUGCGUUACAUUCCCAUCUCCUGCAGCAAAACGUGGUGCAAUGUAAACAUUAGUGACUGUCUUAUUGCAUCUAUUUAGAGAGGAAGAGCACACGUUCCACUUUAAAAGGGGACAUCUUGUAUCGUUGUCACAUUUCCGGUAAAGUCUGUCACCCACAAGAUGCAUUUUUUUUGUUCUGAACAAGGGUACAAUCUUGGCUAACAAUCAAAAUUCAAGUCUAAAUUAACAUAUAUUGUGCUUUAAUGUUGCCUUCAUCCCAGAACAACGAGCAAAUCUAAUCUAAUCUCCGAUGAAUGUGUUUCUGAAUGCGCUGACGAUGAAUGAUAGGACACUGUAUUUGCAAAAUGUCUUUAAAUUUGAGGCGAUAAUUGUGUGACAGACAUUUACGCAACUUUUGAUUUUGUGAACAAAUGAGACCAUCACCGACCAGACUUUUUUGGACCACUGGCUUGUAUUUUUAUGGCAGAUGUGCAGACAGAGGGUGCUGUUCCUUCAGAAAUAGAAUCAAAAAUGUCCUUUACUCCAUCUGCAGAGAAACGACUAAAAAAACGCAUUUGUUGAAGCUGAUGAAGAGUGUGAGACAAAUCAUCUCAAUCAUGGCCUCAUUUGUUUACAAUGAUCACACUAAGAAUUUAUAGAAAUGUGUAAAUUACCACAUUUAAAUGAACAAUAAUCUUUCUCUUUUUUUUUUUUUUUACCAGUGUCAAGGUCCAAUCAUGUCUAUUUUUUAAUAUUGCUAUUUAUUCUGUUUUUUUCUUUCACACAUUGCUCUGUAAAGCACUUGAAACUGACUGUCAGCUUUUAUGAAACACUAAUGGACAAGAAUUUAGAAGGAAAUGCGGAGAUAAGCUAGUUUUAUUGGUUUAAUAGUUACGUCACAACUCGCUCAGUAAAUACAGCACGUCACAUUUAGUCAGAUAUGAUCCUGAUCCAGAAUUUGACUAUUUGUUCUAAUCAGUGUUAAACUCUCAGCUUGCCCUAGUGACCCUUAUGUUGGUUUAUUAUUCAUUAGAGGGGAAUUCAGUGCGACUUCACUGAGUUUUGACUAAAUUAAAAGCGGUUAAAUCUGGUGCAAUAAUAUGUUGUAUGUAUUGUACUGUGGAAACUUUGAUACUAUCACUUUUUAUUAUCGUUGUAUUUUUAAACUCGUGUACAAGGCCUUUUAUCACUUGUUUCGUUGACGUGUGCAGUGCUAUUGCAGAGAUAAUUGAAAUGUCGCGUACAAAACGUCCUUUUCACCCUCCUUUACCAAAGAAUACGAUCUUAUCUAACCAUAGAUGCUAUUUGACUUAGAACUACUCCAACAUCUAACAACAUAAACUUAGCAUGAAAGUUACUGUGUACAAUGUAAAUGACAAAAAAAGCACUCAAGUCCACUAUCCAGUAAAAGAUAGUAUGAUUGUUUGGGUUAGAACCUUUCCAUGGCUGCAUCUGAUGCUUUUCAUGGUGUAAAGGCUUAAAAUGGCGGUUUAUUGAAUGCAUUGUAAAUGAUUCUACACUGAUGUUCCAUCGUUUUUAUAUCCAUCUGUUUCUCUGCUUUGACAGUAGUGUCCUUUUUUCAUAUAUAACUCUUAUGUAGCCAUGUUUGAUAUUUAACUUUUGUUGAGGCUGACGUGGUGCCUGGUUGUCACACAUUCUGAAAUUUGUGAGGUUUUUGGUUUUUUUUGUUUUUUUUUACACAGUGUUUGUGUUAGAAUGAAGCUGGAUUUGUAUGUUUGUUAGAAACCCUGAGAGGACAAACUUGCUUGCCGUUAGCAGAUGUUUUAAAGCGAAGAAAAGUGGAAAGUAGCAAAACUAACGAUUGCUGUUGCUCGAGCUGCUGUCUGUCACACUGUUAGGGGAUAAUUUGGACAUUUGAACCGAUGCUAAUUUUACUAGUAACUAGUAUUUCCAUAACAAAUCCAAAUGUUUUCUGUGAAAAAGACCUCUUGUCUUUCCUGCCCCAUCUUCUAGGUAGCCACUGUUUAUUAGCAUCUCCACCUUAAUUGGACUUUUUUACUGAAAAGCUGAAACAUGUUUCUCCAUCUUCUAAACCAGGGAUGUCGAACUCAUUUUAGUUCAGGUUCCACAUUCAGCCCAAUUUGAUCUCAGGUGUGCCGGAGCAGUAAAAUCACAGCAUAAUAACCUAUAAAUAACCACAACAACUCAUUUUUCCUUUGUUUUAGUGCAAAAAAGUACGUUCUGAAAAUGUUCACAUAUAAGGAAUUAUCUUUUUUACUAAACAUUAUGAACAACCUGAAAACAAAAGACACAAAAAAUUAGACAAAAAAGUUACAAAGCGACAAAAAAACAAACGACACAAAACGACAAAAACGAUACACAAAACAAUGAAUAAAGCAAAACACAAAAUGACAAAAGGAAGACAAAAAACAUAAGCCAGAUAAAAAGGAAACACAAAACGACAAAAAACAUGAGAUAAACGCUAAAAGUCAGACAAAAAAAACAAAAAUAGGACACAAAAUGGCAACAGCGAGAAACAAAAUGACAAAAAAAUGAGACAAAUGACACGAAACAACAAAAAGAAAAAAAUUGACAAAAAAGACGAAACGACAAAAAUGAGACAAAAAAAAUGACAAAAGUGAGAAACAAAAUGACAAAAACAUGAGCCAAACAACAAAAGUCAGACAAGAACAAUAAAAACAAGACAAAAUAUUACAAAUACGAGACACAGAACGACAAAAGAACAAUGAACAAUCUAGUAUUUUACUUCAUGAUCAAAACAACUUGUCAAGAUCUGGAAAUUAUUUUAAAUAUAGAAUUUUACAAAUUAAAAUCUGCAGUUAAUGUCUUCUCUGGAGUUCUUACAUUUUACAAAGUCGGGCCGGAUUGGACCCUCUGGAGGACCGCUUUUGGCCCGUGGGCCGCAUGUUUGACACCCCUCAGCUAACUGGUCUUGUACUAGUAAUUAUUUUACCAAAAUGAUUAAUGCGACAUUUUUUUUUAACAGAGGGACACAUUGGUCUUUGCCUUGUGGAAAAUUAUGUUUAGUUAAGUGAGUUAAAGAUGAAAGAAAAACUCCAGACCUUAAAUUCAAACCCUUGUGUCAGAUUUGUUUAGUGAUUCAGGGAACAAAAUGACAAAAAAGUUUGCAUUAUAAGGACAUAGAUGGGGCUGCACAGUGGCGUAGUGGUUAGCACUUUCGCCUUGCAGCUAGAAGAUCCCUGGUUCGCGUCCCGGCUUUCCCGGGAUCUUUCUGCAUGGAGUUUGCAUGUUCUCCCUGUGCAUGCGUGGGUUCUCUCCGGGUACUCCGGCUUCCUCCCACAGUCCAAAAAUAUGCUGAGGUUAAUUGAUUAUUCUAAAUUGCCCGUAGGUGUGAAUGUGAGAGUGAUUGUUUGUCUCUGUAUGUAGCCCUGUGACAGACUGGUGACCUGUCUAGGGUGUCCCCUGCCUUCACCUGAGUCAGCUGGGAUAGACUCCAGCCCCCCAUGACCCUAGUGAGGAUUAAGUGGUGUAUAGAUAAUGGAUGGAUGGAGGGCAUAAAUGGAAACCGAUGACUAAAGCAGAGGUCUAUGGUUGAUUCUAAAAUGGGAUCAAGUGGAUAAAUUUUGCCAUCCUGGUCACAAGGCUGCGACUUUAAAUAAUUUACGUUACUAUAAAUGUAAUUUUCCACCUUAUGUAACAGAAAACAUAGGAUUGUUGUGUCAUUUUGUCUCCCUGUGACAUAUAUUUGACCAAAAAUGUCAAAUUUCACUAUCCAGUGCAGUUACAGCAGAUAUUUAUUUGUCUUACUACAUGACAAGAAAUCCCCAAGAACAUGUUUCAGCUCUUUGGAAAGAAAACCCACUCAGAUAUAGGAGUAAUUAACCUAGUUUGACCUCUAAAUACCAUCUUAUUAAGCUGUUUAAAAGUAUAUAUGAAGCCAGAAAUGAUACUUUUAACCCACACUUACAGAUGGAUGUGAUCAGCUGUUGAACUUGGUUAAGAUUUUUACAGGACAACACUACUUUUUGUCACAUUAUCUCAGAUAUUUAGCUUUUCCUCUGAGAAAAAAAAACAGUCUACUGACCUCACAACAUCCUGAAUUUCUUUCUUUCUCUGUUUCACCAUGUAGCUUUGAGUUCUUACGUAAAAUACUUUAGAACAAAGUGUUGGAACUUUUAGAAUAAAUACAACUUGUUUUCUAAAUUUUAUUCACUUCUAAGGAGGAAAUCACAGAAGGGAUGAAGGGUGAAGGGAGGAUUAUUAACUAAGAAUCACCUGAUUAAGUUUAACCAGUGCUCACCCAAAGCACACUUCUUAAUAUUUUACUGCUUUUUUCUGCUUUUUUUCUCUCACCAUCUUCAGCAUUCCAACAACAUUUGGUCUUUUGUCUGUAGAUGAUGAUUUAGAAAAAAAUCUUACCUCACAUUUUGGGUGUUUUGGAGAAGACGUGAAGCCCGGCUACUCCUGAAGUGUGAUUGGCGAAGCCUGUAAAGCUUUGUACAAUUCCCAUUUUAUUCCUGCAUGAUUGUUGUGGAAUGUUCAAAAGUUGUGUAAUAAAUCUGAAAGUAACGCUGUCCGAUGAAA
This is a messenger RNA of Amphiprion ocellaris (clown anemonefish), 6822 nucleotides long. It is a transcript of the gene c14h5orf24, whose product is annotated as chromosome 14 C5orf24 homolog. The coding region runs from base 275 to 898 and encodes 207 amino acids. The record is from RefSeq and is a predicted model, not a curated record. The transcript is spliced from 2 exons. Lineage: Eukaryota; Metazoa; Chordata; Actinopteri; Pomacentridae.